AUUCUAUUAACACAAUUUCUCUCCAGUUAGUAUUUUGUGUGUAAACUGGAUUUAAUGGUUGAGUGGUGAUAGUGACAGAAGUGAAGUAAGCAAGAUGGUGAUUCAAAAGGGGAAGCCUGGCACUAAAGGCCAGAAGCAGAUCAUGCAGGAGAACACAGACACCCUCAACUUCUACCGGAACAUGAUUCUAGGUGCAGCUGGCAUUUACUUUGGUGUGGGGAUGAUCUGCUUUAAAAGCUUUCCACCACUGGAUUUGACAUUGUUGUUCUUUGCGGGAGUUGUGUUCACCUGUUGUUACCGCUUCAUGGCAAGUAUGGCCAAACCUAAGGUAGCUGCUGAUGGAUCCAUUCUAGAUGAAGGCUGUGACCUCAACAUUGAGGGCGGAAUAGCCGAACAUGUGAAGGACUUGGUGAUCCUAACCUCUGGUACAGUGGUGCUCGGGACUAUCUCCUCAUACUUCUGGCUCCUGUGGCUGCUGGCCCCUUGCCGUGGAGCACAGAUGCUGUGGACCAACAUUUUGGGUCCCUGGUUCUUCCAAGAAGCUCCAGAAGAACCCGAGGAAAAGGUAGUGGAUAAGAAGCAGCGAAAGAUGGAACGGAGAAUGAAAUACCGUUAGUAGGGUUAAGGUUGUGUUAUACAUCAGACACUGAAUGCCCGUGGGUAUGGCGAAUGGUCACAGUGAGCAAUUCCUUGUCAGUUCUUGUUGUGAAUAAGUUAAAUUUCUCUGUCACAUAUACACACUUUUAUUCUUUUCAGAUUGUUGUUAUUCCUGAUAAAUAAUAUUGUUACCUGUGUUGAGAUCAGAAGUACAAGACAUUAACACUGAGGUUUUACUGUGUUAAGUUUUAAUCGUGCUGUUAUUAUUUCUUAGAUAUAUAAGUAGUAUUAAUAAAAAAGGAGUAAUUAACUUUAUAGAUCACAGACCCCGUUGUUGAACUUUUAUUAGCAGUCUUCUAAAUACUGCAAGUUUUUGCUGUUCACCUUUGCAGUGCUUCUUAUGGGUUUUAGUUAGUAUGUACUGUAUAGCCAAGCUGAGAUAGACCUGAUUUGACAAACUAGAUCUUUAAGAGCAAUAAUCUCUAGCAUUCCUGAGAGGUAGCUAAGUACAGUACUGUAUAUAAGAAUAUAAACUAGAGAAAAUUAAAACGACAUCUUCACCUUACUAUGUGAAGCUAGUAAUUUUUUUUUUUAAUUUAUUGUGUAAAAAUGUAGUGGUGCAUAACAUGGAAAGUGGAUGUCAUAUACUUGUCUGUGCAGCACUGGGAGUUAUCUUGGAUCAUUUUGCAAACUGUGCUCAAUGUAGUCUACAUGAACAAGUAGUUUCUUUGUAGUAAUUACUUCUGGUUUAGUAUACACAGUGGAAGUUUUGAGAAAAGACACUUUUUUCAUCGAUUGCAUACAUGUGCUUAGUAUGCUUAGUGAUUCACCACUUUAAGAAAUGUUUAAGUAAGCUUACAUGCAGACUGCUUCAACUGAUUAUUUAGGCAUUGGUGUCUCAUCUGUUGUGGUUGAACCAUUCAAUGUGGACGUGUCAUUUAUGGACCCAAAACCUAUUAUGUGUCAACAUUGCCUCAUUGUGAGUACUGUAUAUACACUUGAAAUGCAGUCCAGCUGCAUUGAAAUAUUUGGAAUAAGGCUGGAUUGGUUCCCAUUCAGGUCAGAUUGUAUCAUUGUAUAGUUGCAGAAAUGUGUUCCUACACCCUUUGUGGUAAUCUGUCUCUCCAAACUGCCAACCUAUAUGACCUGUAGCCACCCUAUCCACCAAUCACAUCCGUUAACGUUCAUCGUUACAUGACCGAUGCCCAUUCUUUCUUAAAUAGUGAUACUACUACUGCGACGUUGCCACUUGGAGACUCAGGUUACCACAUGGGGUGUAGGAACACAUUUCCGCAACUGUGCCUGAAGGCAGUUAAAUGUUUAGAAGAUAACUUCUCAAAGUCCAACAAUGUAGUCUACAAAGUUGAUCAUAUCAUGUUGUAGUUGUAAUAAUUUAUUUGUAUGGAUAGGGUGGAUAAUAAUUAGAGACAGAGUGUGGGAUAUGUACUUUCCUUUAUGCAACCUUUGGCUUAUUUUACAUAAUAUUUUCAUAAAUGUGGUAACUGCUCACCUUGUACUUAAAAUGUGUAAUGCAUACACUGAUGGACCCAGUGAUUUAAUGUACUACCUAACAUAAAACUUUGCCUUUCUAGGACUACAGUAUCAACAGAAAGCUUUAUUUGUUUAGCAAUAUCUAAUUGGUUUGAAUCCUGCUUCUGUGAGAACUAUGAAUAACAGUGGCUUGUUUGUUGCUUGGUGUCAUCAUUUUCAUUGGUUCCAUACAUGUGUUGGUGUGUUAAGUAAUUAAUGUUGUUCUUGAUAAUGCUAAGGUGUGUUCAGCCUACAGAAGUCUUCAUAAAGUCUUUCAAGCAUUGCCAUUUGAUCUCAGUACUCAAAUCUGAGAGGACUUGAAGUGUCAAAGAGGAUAUUGUAUGUAUAGAGCUCUAAGCUUUAAGUGUUUUUAUACAGCUUAUUAAAUAUAAAUUAUUUGGUUUGUA
Homarus americanus (American lobster) is the source of this 2534-nucleotide messenger RNA. Its product is annotated as transmembrane protein 208-like. NCBI's taxonomy places the organism in Eukaryota, Metazoa, Arthropoda, Malacostraca, Decapoda, Nephropidae. The transcript is spliced from 5 exons. Bases 95 to 616 code for a protein of 173 amino acids. Gene Ontology annotation, cellular component: intracellular membrane-bounded organelle. Gene Ontology annotation, biological process: vacuolar protein processing. The record is from RefSeq and is a predicted model, not a curated record.